Messenger RNA from Acaulospora colombiana, 194 nucleotides. NCBI's taxonomy places the organism in Eukaryota, Fungi, Glomeromycota, Glomeromycetes, Diversisporales, Acaulosporaceae. The record is from the annotation of a GenBank genome assembly.
CCGAUCCCAGAGGGGAAGGACUGAGUUUGAGCGAAGGGACAUGCCAACUGAGCACUGAAAGAGGGGUGCAGACACCGGUCAUUGCGGACUUGAUAUUUUCUGACACGGUGUAUCUGGAACUGCACUCCACUGGAGAAACCUUAGACAUCGUAUUUCGACAGGGAUAUCACUGUCAGGUGAUAGUAGUGAGGUGA